UCUCAAAAUGCUCCACGGAAUUAUAAAACAUUAUAUGAUAAAGAACUUGGUGCAAAGGAAACUAUUCGUAGAUAUAAUGGUUUCAUACCAGGGCAUCCCAAAUACGAUGUCAAACUACCCCUCUCGGAUCCUAGAAAUCAUUAUAUUCCAUACAGAACGAUACCGCAGGCGGACCUAAUUGUGCCAUCGUUCACGAUAGAUCGGAACACUUUGUUCUAUCCUAAAUUGGAAGUAGCUCUUUUCAAGCUGAAUGACAAUGUCAAUAAGGCGUUUCUUCAGCAGUUGGCAACGAAAGUAGCGCCGCCCAUUGACUUGGAAGUGUUUUAUCAUCCUAUCACUAAGAAGCACAUGGGGAUGGCUAUGAUUGUUUUCACAUCGUUUGCUGUCGCUUUGCUCAGUCAACGGUAUGAAGAUGCUACUGGUGAAGAAAUGCGUAUCCCGGUUCAUUUAAAAUCUCUCGAGGAAACGAUUCUUAAUACUCGGCGGAGCCAACUGGCUUUGAAAUCAGAUGGCAUGAUGCGGCGAAGCCAUGACACACCACUUCAAUCACAUGUUGUGGAACGUGUUAUGGAAGAACACAUGGAGAUGGAGUCACCUUCCGUUUCAACAGCUCAUCAUACUCCACACCAUACCGAGAAAGCUAUCGGGAUCCGAACUCCUCGAACUCCUACAGCCGAUUACGCUUUAUCGUCACGGUAUCAGAUAUUAUUGCUCUGUUCUCGCGAGAGUUGA
Messenger RNA from Ostertagia ostertagi, 732 nucleotides. NCBI's taxonomy places the organism in Eukaryota, Metazoa, Nematoda, Chromadorea, Rhabditida, Trichostrongylidae. The record is from the annotation of a GenBank genome assembly.